Molecule: messenger RNA, 3526 nt
Organism: Eimeria maxima
Lineage: Eukaryota; Apicomplexa; Conoidasida; Eucoccidiorida; Eimeriidae
Product: Soraphen polyketide synthase A, related, related
Exons: 3
Biological process (GO): fatty acid biosynthetic process
Molecular function (GO): phosphopantetheine binding; 3-oxoacyl-[acyl-carrier-protein] synthase activity; fatty acid synthase activity
Source: RefSeq, a predicted model, not a curated record
AUGGACAACCAACCGAGUUGUAACCCGUCAGUUGACGCCACCAUUAUACAUUUGGUCAUUGAGGCACUGCAAGCUGCAAGCUGCGCAGUGGACGGCACCGCACACGACUCGUAUGGACGACUGUGGGAGCUGGUAUCCAGCGACACAGUUGCUGGAUCAUUCUUUUUAAGGUCCCUCUCUAUAUCGUUGGGGAUAGAACUACCCUCUUGCGUUCUAAAUUGCGCAAAAAUUGAGGAGGUUGCAGCAAAGAUCACUGAGCUCGGGUCAGGAAUCUGCGCAACUCUGAGAAAUAGGGUUCCCCUGCGUACAAUCCACCUACACCAAGGGCACCCCCGCGUGGCAAUCAUAAGCGCUUCAUGCCGCUUGCCAGGAGGAGUGGAGACACUCGGUGACUUGUGGUCAGAUAUCCUUGUCCCAGGAAGGGAUGCGAUCACACCUAUUCCCACCUCACGUUGGGAUGCAGAUCUGUUGUACGACCCAGAAGGAGGUGAGGGCACUAUUUACGUCAAAGAAGGAGGGUUCAUUGAAGAUGCAGAUGCCUUUGACAAUCGCUUCUUCGAAAUUCCCCACCAUGAAGCUGCACAAAUGGACCCGCAACAACGGCUUCUCUUGGAAGCUGCUUUCGAGGCUAGGGCACCCUUGAUGAAAGGCCGAAUAAGCCCAUCAGAUGAGACGGGGGUUUUUAUUGGAUGCUCGUGCGCUGACUGGUUUCUGGUUCACGCAAAACUUACUGCCAGAGAUAGCCCUUCGUGCUUUAUUGUAGACCUCCAGCAUGCAAUGCUGGCAAAUCGCAUUUCAUACUGUAUGAACCUGGAGGGGGCGUCAAUGACAAUAGAUACUGCCACAUCUUCAGGCAUCGUUGCAUUCUGUACAGCAGUUAGCCAGAUUGAAUCAGGCCGCAUGGUAUGCGCCCUUGCAGGUUCGUCUCAACUUAUCAUUGCUCCAGAGGUCACAAUAGCUCUCUGCAACCUAGGGAUGCUAUCACGGAAAGGACGAUGCCGCCCGUUUGAUGAAGCUUCUGAUGGUUUCAUUAGAUCCGAAGGGGUCGUCGUUUUCUCCCUUGUUAGGGAAGACUACGUUGCCGACUACGUCGACGCUAAGGUGGUGUGCCCACUAGCGUAUGUUCGUGGACAUUCUGUGGUUCACAGUGGAAGGGCGUUCUCUACCACUGCUCCAAGCGAAGGUGCGGAACGCCGUGUCAUGGAAGGGGCACUGGCCAAGGCAAGCUUAUCUCCUGACGAUGUCGACUACAUUGAGGCCCACGGCACUGGAACGAGGAUGGGGGAUGCAGUAGAGGUUCAAAGUAUAGCUGCUGUAUUUGGAGACUCACACGAACCUGCAAGGCCACUUCUUGUGGGCUCAAUCAAGGGGAAUAUCGGCCACUGCGAAGGCUCGUCAGGGGGUGCAGGAAUUUGCAAGGCUAUCCUUGUACUCAUCAACCGCUGUGUGCCAGGUACCCUUCAUUUUAAUCGUCUCAGCAGCUUAAUAGAUAGGGUCCCGAAAUACUUUUCUAUCCCUCGGACGACAACAAAAUUCCCAAUCCCUGAUAGGCCACUGGUGGUGGGUGUAAGCUCUUUUGGGGUUGGUGGCUGUAACGGCCACGUCAUUUUAGAAGGCCCGACUGUAGGUCAGCAUGAUUUCAAAACCCAGCUGAACGAUAAAUGUUUUUGGAAGAAGAACAGGUUUCCCUGGUCUCACCUGAUUAGCAUGCCAUGUGGCAGCAAUGAAGGGGUUUCUCCCGCGGAAUUACUAACCCCUGAGGGUUGUGUUGCAACUCCGACUUCUUCUUUCUGUGGGACAAAUUUCAGUCUUAUCGGGCCGGCGACAGACCAAGACGCCGGACGGAAUGGCCCUGUAGUGUUCACUGAGGUACCCGUUAUCGGACCCGGCAAUGGGACCAGCCACAAGCGACUCAAAGAAGUUCACCACGAAAAUAAGUCAAGCUCCUUUAGCUGCGACAAUGGUAGUCUCCAAGCGGCACACGUCGAGUUCGGGACAUAUUCAUCGGUUGGUGAGGAGCCGGAUAUGCGCCCUAGCUGUAGUUCGCAUUCGCCGGGGCGUUCCCCACAACUUCCUGUGGCAGACAGUUCUCCGUAUCAUAAAGUUCCACCGUCUAUACCUUCUGUCCUCUCUCGUGAACAGAUAAGGGCAGCAAUCGACGAGUCGCUCAAGCUAGCUCUUAACCGCGACGAGCCUCUGCAAGAAGAUACUCCUUUUGUGGAGGCAGGUGUCGAUUCAAUGACAUCUAUUGGUAUCAGAGAAAACUUAUCAAAGAAACUCAAAAUACAGCUACCGUCAACCAUCCUAUAUGACCAUCCGUGCAUUGCCCAGCUUGUGGGAUACUUGGAGCAAAUUUCAUCUACACAGGAAGUGGAUGCAGGCACUAAGGCCCUCUCUUGUCUGGGACAUCCUAAUGCACGAAGCGCCAUUGCAGUCACAGCUCUGGCUUGCAGGUUCCCUCAAAGCGCUCAGACUGAGUCGGAGUUUUGGGAGACACUCCAAGGCGGUAAGGACUGUAUUCAGCACAUCCCCCUCACGCGUUUUGACCCGUGGAAGUACAGAGAUUCUGGGACAGAUCAAUCAAAUAAACUUUAUGUCAGUGAUGCUGGAACAUAUCCAGAUAUGGCCUUAUUCGACAACGCAGCAUUCAACAUUUCCGUUGCUGAGGCUCACUUGAUGGACCCUCAUCAACGCGUCCUGUUGGAAGUUUGCCAGGAGGCAAUUGCCCAUGACCUCCAAAAACGGAGUCUACUGGAUGUUGCCAUUGUUGUUGGCUGCUGCAACAAUGACUGGGUUCGAGAAGCUUGCACCUCACAACAGGAGGCAAAAAGUUUGACAGGGACCGGUGGGGCUGCCUCAAUCAUUUCCAACAGGCUCUCACAUGUGUUCGGAUUUUCUGGGCCAAGCGUUACUCUAGACACAGCGUGCUCCUCCUCGCUUGUUGCACUCGAUUUUGCGAUUAGCUACAUGGCAACGCAGGCAAUAUCCCAAGCACUUGUCGUUGGCGUCAACCUCAUGCUAAGGGCUGAAGCCUUCCAACAAACAUGUAAAGCACAUAUGCUAAGCAUCGACGGCCGUUGCAAGACCUUCGAUGCAUCUGCAAAUGGCUACGUUCGCAGCGAAGGAUGCGGUGCACUACUUCUAAAGGCACUGCCCCGCCAAUAUGCAGACCCUUCCACCGUGUAUGCAUGGAUUCGUGGGGCUGCUAACAAUCAUGUAGGCAGAAGCGCCAGCCUGACAGCACCCAAUGGCCCUGCCCAACAAGCUGUAAUCCGAUCCGCCUUGAGAGACGGCCGAGUUCAGUCGCCCGCAGAUGUAGCUGUUCUGGAAGCACACGGCACAGGGACGGCUCUUGGAGACCCCAUUGAGGUUGGAGCAAUUCGCGCAGUGUAUUGCAAGGGCUUUGUAGAUAGUCCACCCCUCAUAGUGGGUGCCCUAAAGUCGCUUAUGGGCCAUGCGGAGGGGGCUGCCGGCAUUGCCGGCCUCAUCAAGCUCAUUCUCGUGCUCCAACACAGAUUAGCUACCC